CAACCCCUUCGUGCUGAUCGUCCCGUCGUGGUCUUCUGCGGGGUGGUGGUCCUCAUGCUCAGCAUCGAGGUCUGCGUCAGGAGGAGGGAGUUCAAGGAGAAGAACCCGAGGUCAUGGACGACGAGGACGACGACGAGGAGAGACAGGUGGAUCCUGGCAUCAUCAACUACGGCUUCGGCAACUUCGCCGCCGAGGAGGCCCCGGCCAAGGCGGUGACGUGGGCCCCCGUGGGCUCCUCCAGCCCCGCCAAGUCCCUGGAACCCGGCGGGUCGGGCGCCACCAAGCUGGACGCGCGGAAGCGACCGGACACGACCACGGCCUACUCGCCGGGGUCGUCGGGCGGGGGCCCCCGGGUGCAGGUGGUGGCGGCCUCCGUGCCGCCGUCGCCGAGCCUGGGCGACCCUCCGCUCGAGAACACACAGUCGCAGGAGCAGCUCGAGCUCCUCCUCUCUCCCAAGACGCUGGAGUGAAGCGGCCGAGCCUCUGGCCCCGCGCGGAGGAAGGAAGCGGACCCGGGCGGCGGCGAAAACACGCCCGCUGCCGCUCGGGGCGGGCGCGGGAGGGUGUGGGC
Penaeus vannamei (Pacific white shrimp) is the source of this 571-nucleotide messenger RNA. Lineage: Eukaryota; Metazoa; Arthropoda; Malacostraca; Decapoda; Penaeidae. The record is from RefSeq and is a predicted model, not a curated record.